AUGAGGCAGAUGUCAGCGAUGCAAAUGUCCUCCUCCUCCUCCACCUUGACCUCCUCCAUGUGCUGCACCAAGCUGCGAAAAGUCUCACAGGGCUUGUCAAGGACCAUGGAAGAACACGUCUUCAUGUUCUGCUUAAAUUUAGAGCACAUUGGGGACCAAAUGAUGCCAGAAUGCCAUUUUAAGAUACUGUGUAAGACCUUCAGCCAGGUACAGAAAUCCCCCCAGAUCCCAGAGGGGGAGUCUGUCCCAGAUUUUGAGGAGAAGCUGCGCCCCAUCACUGCCCAAUAGGCUUUCUACGACAACAUAAACAAGCAGCAUAUACUCAAGAUCAAAAACCUGACUCUGGAGGAUGCAGAUGUUUACAAGUGCAUUGCUUCCAACAAGUACUGAGGAGCCAUCUGCUCUAUAUCUCUCACUGUUACAGAAAAUCCAGCGUUGGACUUCAAAAAGAUGCUGAAGAAACACAGCAUGGAGAAGAGAGAGGAGAAGAGGGGACCUACAGAGGAGGAGAUGUUAAAGAUCCUGGCUGGAGCUGACAAGGACUACGAGAGGAUCUGUGCCGAGCACGGCUUCACCGACUUCAGAGGCAUCCUUGAGAAGUUGAAGGAGAUGAAGAAGGAGGUGGAGGGCGCAGAGCUGCUGCAGAUCCAGUGCUCUCGCGGGGAAUAGGAAGUGAAACAGAUGGGAACCAAGCACAUGGUGUGCAUUUCUAGCGUGAGCCUCAGUGACAUGGGCACCUACAGUCCGCAGGUAGCAGACAGGAGUCUGUCAGCCAGGCUCACCGUCAUAGACGAGUAUGAACAUCUGAAAUUUGACUUCAAGCCAGAGAAUGUGACGGAGCGUCAGACUGCUGUGGUUGAGGUCUGUCUCUCUAAGAAGAUAGAUGCACCACUCAUCUGGAAGCUUUUGUUUCUGUUCUGGCAGGUAAAGGGAAAGGAAGUGAAAGACGAGAAAUGUGUCAUGUCUCUGUCUGAGGAUGGUCUGACCUACACCUUGAAGAUUAAGGAUGUUAUAGUCAGUGACACUGGAGACUACACCAUCGGCAUCCAAGACCUCACCAUGCCACUUUUCAUUGAACGGAUUCACAUCAAAUUUACCAGCCACUUGAAGAAUGUCUGUGUGCUGGUGAGAGGCAAUGCCUGUCUGGAGUGUGAGAGGGGCUCCAAGGACAUGAAGAUGAAAGAUGGGCGCGAUAUCAGAGGGAGCCGUGGCUACAUCUUCCCGCACGAGGGAAAGAGGGCAGAGGUUAUCAUCGAGGACUGCGAGCUGACAGACGAUGGGGAGUCUUCUGUCAUCUGCACCUGGGACACUGACACACAGAAAUAUGUCACCUCUGACAAUCUAUCAGCCAACUUCUUUAAGUGUUUUGCCUCAGUGAAGACUUGAAUGUUGGAUGCUCAGCGUCCUACAGGCUCCCCUGCAGAGCUGUGUGUGGCUCUCGAUGGCGAGAAGGUGGAUGGAGUGGAGAGUGCAUCAGCAGCAGCGGCUGAAGGAAUAUUCCUCGCCAUCACAUCAGGUGAAACAGUGAAGGACCACGCCGUUCGCAGAGGCUGCAGCAUGAGCUGUGCCUAUCAGGGCAUGCCAACACCACAGGUAUGA
Messenger RNA from Chelmon rostratus (copperband butterflyfish), 1599 nucleotides. Its product is annotated as immunoglobulin superfamily member 22-like. NCBI's taxonomy places the organism in Eukaryota, Metazoa, Chordata, Actinopteri, Chaetodontiformes, Chaetodontidae. The record is from RefSeq and is a predicted model, not a curated record.